This is a messenger RNA of Branchiostoma floridae (Florida lancelet), 1249 nucleotides long. Its product is annotated as RNA pseudouridylate synthase domain-containing protein 1-like. The transcript is spliced from 4 exons. Lineage: Eukaryota; Metazoa; Chordata; Leptocardii; Amphioxiformes; Branchiostomatidae. Gene Ontology annotation, molecular function: RNA binding; pseudouridine synthase activity. Gene Ontology annotation, biological process: pseudouridine synthesis. The coding region runs from base 134 to 868 and encodes 244 amino acids. The record is from RefSeq and is a predicted model, not a curated record.
GUAACAAGUGAUGAACAUGACAACAUGACAGUCUCCAUUUGUGCUCUCCACAAAUCAUGGAUUUUAAACUGUGCACAAACUGAUGAGCUUGCAAUUUUAAUGGACUAAUUGGCCACAAGCUUAAGUACAAAACAUGAUCAAUGGCGAAAGACCUCCAUUCUCCGCUGUGGAGGUGUUAUACAGAAGUGAGAACUUCCUGGUGGUGAACAAGCCCUACGAUGUGGUGUUGAACUGGGACGACCCCUCCAGGACAGACACUCUUCAGCACCUCCUACAGGAGAGGUUCCCAGACCUGGUAGACCAGUCACUGAAACACUGUUUCAGGUUUGUCCACAGACUAGACUACUCCACCAGUGGUCCCGUCUGUAUCGCACUGAACAAAAAGGCUGCUGGGCAUGCUGGGAAGGCUUUCUGUCAAAAACAGGUCAUCAAGCAAUAUCUAGCCUUGGUGCGUGGCCACAUUAGCGAGGACCACCUGUCCAUCGACAAAGCCAUCGGUGAGCAGGUCACACCUGAUGCACCUGUCCCCAUGUGUGUGGAGGGCACACCUGGCUGUCAGCACCCCAGGGAUGCUGUAACUCAGCUGACUGUGGUGGAGAGAGGCCUGUUUGAGGGGCAGCCAGCUACAAAAGUUCAACUGUGUCCUGUGACAGGUAGAAGACACCAGUUACGUGUGCAUUGCCAGAGCAUCGGACACCCGAUAGUAGGGGACUACACUUACAGCUGCCGCCAGGACACCGAGCCUUACAGGAUGAUGCUGCACGCACAGAAACUCCUCAUCCCGCUCAAAGGCGAGGUCAUCGACAUUGAGACCGUUGACCCCUUCACAACAACCUUUGACCCACGUUGGCAAAGUGCAGAAAGAUAGCAGUGUCAGAACUUCUGUUUGUAGGAACUAGUAUUUAUAAUAUUUAUAAUACUUGUACUAUGGUAUAAAGAAUGGAAAAAAAAUAUUUUGACCUAAAGUUACCAAUUACCAGGAAUGACGGUGUCCUGAAAAGGAAUGAGCGGCCCAAAUUGGAACAGGACAUUCCUACCUGCGCCAGAGGAACUCUACUCUACUCUAUUUAUUCUACUCUACUCAAUUAUAAAACUGCAUAAAAGUAGAUAGAUAGACUACCAUCGAUCAGAUCACAUACAUCUGUGAUGGUGCUGUGGUAGGAUUGACACAUUUACUUGGUAAUAUGCAGUUUGAAGAUGAAUUGAAUGGGUGAUUACCCAAAACUGCAUGUUGGAAGGCAAUAUCACA